CGUCCGGCAGCCAGCGACGUCAGGCCGGCUGUGCUGAGCGCGCCCACUGUACUUGAGCGACCGUCGCCAGCCCUUCACGCAGUACCACGCGCUAUGAACGCUGACCAAGUGAACGUUUUACAGCGAUCAAAACAAUUCUUGAACAUUUACAAAGUUUGUGUUAAUUGGAUAAAUGUCAUAGAACUGCACAACAUCAAUUAAAUGACUGUGGGGUAUUUUGAAUGAUAAUUAAUACGUAAAAAAAAAUCACGCAUUCGGGAAAGCACUGGAAAUAUUUGACAGUAGUGAAGAUCACAGAACUUUUUUUCCGUCGCUGCUAUACAAGAUAUUGAGAGCUGGUUUCUCCGGACUGCCAGCCCGACCCAUCUGGCCACCCUGCCCGACCCAUCUGGCCUCCCAGUCCGACCCAUCUGGCCUCCAAGCCCGACCCAUCUGGCCUCUACGACACAAGAAAUGUGAAAAAUAAACAUAACAAGGGAUUGUGUGUCCUCUUGAGAACCAUAUGAAAAUGUCUGUACGGAUGGUAGUUAAUUAAUCACACUACUGUUUACUCUAAUCAACGUUUAUACAAUGUUUCAAUGAACAUUUUCCGUGGUAACAAGGAUUAGACCAUCGUGUUCAAAAUUGGUGACAUGAUAUAGCCCUCUGUCGUUACCGCGCGGCUGUAGCUUGUUCCAUUGACUUGUAUACAGUUACAAAACGUGUCAAGGUAGUUGUUACAAGCCAGUGAUUAGGACUGAUAGCAGUAGUCGGCAGGCAAGUGUUAUGGAUGCGACGACGGUGGCGUCCUCAGGAGCCGCCAGCAGAGACACACUUGAGAGUCUGUUAACUCCGAAAAGUGUGUUGUGGUCCGGUCAAAACAUGUCAGCGAUUCAUACCAACACAGAGACGCCUGUGGGUCCUCACGGGCCGCCCGACGGGGCCACCUCGUCGACAGCUGUACAGGGAAACAGGACAGGUGUCAUGGACAGCUUCACCACUGUAUACACGUCCUUGAACGAGACGGAAUCUACCAUGACAGACUUGCUGACUCUCGGCUCAGAUGUAUCUCAGCAGGCCUCCAGUUUCCUCCUGCUCAAUCACACCUCCAACGACACCUCCUCAUUGGGUCAACUAGAUGUGGACUUGGAUAACCUGAACGGUUCAUUCGGGUUAAAUUACAGCGAUUACGACCUCUCGCUGGACGACCUCCUGUACCGUCACUCCAUCAACACCGGGGCGCUCCUCGGCCUCAGUUACGUCAUCGUCUUCAUUCUGGGCCUCGUCGGCAACUGCUUCGUCAUCGCUGUCGUCUUCAGAACUCCGCGCAUGCGCACACCCACCAAUUACUUCAUCGUUAACUUGGCCUUCGCAGACGUCUUAGUGAUCGUCUUCUGUCUCCCCGCCACUCUCCUCUCUAACAUCUAUUAUCCCUGGAUGCUGGGCUGGAUCAUGUGUAAGUUGGUGGCUUACGUUCAGGCUGUGUCUGUGUCGGCCUCUGUCAACUCCCUGGUGGCUGUCUCACUCGACAGGUUCCUGGCCAUAUGGUUCCCGCUGAAGCUGCAGAUCACCACGGAGCGAGCCAGGGCCCUCAUCGUGGUCAUCUGGAUCAUGGCCGUGGGCUCGGCUAUCCCUUACUACGUCUACUUCGAGACUCAGAUCUUCGACCCAGACGUUCCCGAUCUCAUCGUCUGCGUUGAGAUGUGGCCGAGCAGAGAGGCCGAGCGUCUGUACUUCCUGAUCGCCCACCUGCUCUUCUGCUACCUGCUGCCUCUCGCCCUCAUCAUCUUCUUCUACGUCAUGAUCUGGAUCAGGGUGGCCAGGAGGACCAUCCCAGGAGACACCAGGGAUGCUGCGGUCCACCAGAUGCAGCAGCGGAGCAAGGUGAAGGUGGUGAAGAUGCUGGUGGUGGUGGUGAUCAUCUUCAUGCUCUCCUGGCUCCCUCUCUACGUCAUAUUCAUCAGGAUCAAGCUGGGUGAUGAGCUUGGGGAGAUGGAGGGAGCGAUCUUGGCCAUCAUCACACCCAUAGCUCAGUGGCUGGGAUCAUCAAAUUCCUGCAUCAACCCCAUUCUCUACGCCUUUUUCAACAAGAAGUACCGCAACGGCUUCCUGGCCAUCGUCAAGAGCCGGUCGUGCUGCGGGACCCUCCGCUACGACUCUUACUCCUACUCCACGACGCGACGGUCGUACUACCCGUCGUACCGGUCCACUAUCCGGCCAGAGGCUGGCACCGUCGACUCCAUCAACCGUCAGAAGACCAGCCCGGCCAACGUGUACACGCUGGAAGGACGCGCCAAUCCUCGCACCAGAUACCACACGGGGCGCCCUCGGUCGCUAGCUAACGGUCUCAGCCCCGCUCUCCACCUCGCUGAUAACUUCACUACCAACCCCGGCAUGGAGCAGAGACGCCCUCGACCCACCUCCGUCUUGGGAGGCAUUGAGGUGGUGGAAGUUGACGACCAGAGCCACAGCUAUCCGGAGACUAACAUCCCCUUCACUAACGGCAAGCUCGACGCCGUAGAUUGAAUUCGAAACGCUUGUGAUUGAAGAAAUUGAUAGUCGGCCAUCACGGCUCGCUGCGGCGCCCUUCUCUACUCCAAAAAUUUUGCUUACCCUUCUUCCUGUGUGGCGAUUUAUCUCAGUCGGAAAACCUGGAAGUUUCUCAGCCUUUGGGGUUUACGGGAUAAGGAGGAAACCUCCUCAUGCGGUGCCUUUCCACCUUUCUCCCACCUUCCUAGUUCACUAAUUCUCUACGACUCCUGCAAGAAGCACGACCCAACUAUCGUAGUAAGACAAUCUAUACCUCAUUACUUAGACGGAUGAAUUGACUUGUGAUCCCUCUAAUUACAAUGAUUUUUUCCGGAAAGCUAAGAUUCUGUACAUACAGGCAGCUGAGAGCUGCAUACAGGGAGCUGAGAGCUACAUACAGAGCUGAGAGCUACAAACAGCAGCUGAGAGUUACAUACAGCAGCUGAGAGCUACAUACCAGCAACUGAGAGCUACAUACAGGCAGCUGAGAGCUACAAACAGCAGCUGAGAGCUACAUACAGCAGCUGAGAGCUACAUACAGCAGCUGGGCGCUACAUACAGACAGCUGAGAGCUACAAACAGCAGCUGAGAGCUACACACACAGCUGAGAGCUACAUACAGCAGCUGAGAGCUGCAUACAGGCAGCUGAGAGCUGCAUACAGGCAGCUGAGAGCUACAUACAGGCAGCUGAGAGCUACAUACAGAGCUGAGAGCUACAUACAGGCAGCCGAAAGCUACAUACAGAGCUGAGAGCUACAUGCAGGCAGCUGAGAGCUACAUACAGCAGCUGAGAGCUACAUACAGAGCUGAGAGCUACAUACAGGCAGAGCUGAGAGCUACAUACAGGCAUCUGAGAGCUACAUGCAGGCAUCUGAGAGCUACAUACCAGCAGCUGAGAGCUACAUACAGCAGCUGAGAGCUACAUAACAGCAGCUGAGAGCUACAUAUAGAGCUGAGAGCUACAUACAGCAGCUGAGAGCUACCAGAGACCCAGAAGACGCCCUCACCCCCACGGGGUGCAGGUGUGGCCGUCAACGACCAUUUUGUGUACGUAGGAAUGUAGUACACUCUUGUACUCACCUAGUUGUGCUUGCGUGGGCUCAGCUUCGGCUCUCUGGUCCCGCCUUUCAACCAUCAAUCAACUAGGAUAUACAUAGAGACUUGAUCAGUAUGCAGUGUGAAUCUGUAUAUAUCAUGUGAUACUACUAUAUGGAAAUUUUGCAUUAUACAAUAGUGUAAAAUACUUAUUGAAUUCUAUAAUCAAUCUGGAAUAUAUAUUAUAGAUUUUCUUCUGUAAUGAU
This is a messenger RNA of Procambarus clarkii (red swamp crayfish), 3809 nucleotides long. RefSeq names its product neuropeptide SIFamide receptor. Gene Ontology annotation, molecular function: neuropeptide Y receptor activity; peptide binding. Gene Ontology annotation, cellular component: plasma membrane. Lineage: Eukaryota; Metazoa; Arthropoda; Malacostraca; Decapoda; Cambaridae. Gene Ontology annotation, biological process: G protein-coupled receptor signaling pathway; cellular response to hormone stimulus. The record is from RefSeq and is a predicted model, not a curated record.